CGGGUGGCCCGAGGUGGCCCGGCUGCUGGGUCUGAAGCGGCGCAAUCCGACGCAUCCCGACCCCGGGAUGGCGUCCCCACGGGAACUGACCCAGAACCCCCUGAAGAAGAUCUGGAUGCCGUACAGCAAUGGGAGGCCGGCUCUGCACGCCUGCCAGCGCGGUGUGUGCAUGACCAACUGCCCGACGCUCAUUGUCAUGGUGGGUCUGCCUGCCAGGGGCAAGACCUACAUCUCUAAGAAGCUGACUCGAUACUUGAACUGGAUCGGUGUGCCCACUCGGGAAUUCAAUGUUGGCCAGUAUCGCCGGGACAUGGUCAGGACGUACAAAUCGUUUGAGUUUUUCCUCCCAGACAAUGAAGAGGGGCUGAGAAUCAGGAAACAGUGUGCCCUGGCAGCCCUCCGUGACGUCCGGCGGUUCCUCAGCGAGGAGGGCGGGCACGUGGCGGUUUUUGACGCAACAAAUACCACCCGAGAAAGGAGAGCGACUAUCUUCAAUUUUGGGGAGCAGAAUGGCUACAAGACCUUUUUUGUCGAGUCCAUCUGUGUGGAUCCUGAGGUCAUAGCUGCCAACAUCGUGCAAGUCAAACUGGGCAGCCCCGAUUACGUCAACCGCGACAGUGACGAGGCCACCGAGGACUUCAUGAGGCGCAUCGAGUGCUACGAGAACUCGUACGAGUCGCUGGACGAGGACCUGGACAGGGACCUGUCCUACAUCAAGAUCAUGGACGUGGGACAGAGCUACGUGGUGAACCGCGUGGCUGACCACAUCCAGAGCCGAAUCGUGUAUUACCUCAUGAACAUCCACGUGACCCCGCGCUCCAUCUACCUCUGCCGGCAUGGGGAAAGCGAGCUCAACCUCAAGGGCCGGAUUGGCGGGGACCCGGGGCUGUCCCCCCGCGGCAGGGAGUUUGCUAAGAGCCUGGCCCAGUUCAUCAGUGAUCAGAACAUCAAGGACCUGAAGGUGUGGACGAGCCAGAUGAAGAGGACGAUCCAAACAGCUGAGGCACUGGGUGUGCCCUAUGAGCAGUGGAAGGUCCUCAACGAGAUUGAUGCGGGCGUCUGUGAGGAGAUGACCUACGAGGAAAUUCAAGAUCAUUAUCCACUGGAGUUUGCCCUGCGGGACCAGGACAAGUACCGGUACCGGUACCCCAAGGGGGAGUCCUAUGAGGACCUGGUGCAGCGACUGGAGCCUGUCAUCAUGGAGCUGGAGCGGCAGGAGAACGUGUUGGUCAUCUGCCACCAGGCCGUGAUGCGCUGCCUCCUGGCCUACUUCCUGGACAAGGCGGCAGAACAGCUGCCCUACCUCAAAUGCCCGCUGCACACAGUCCUGAAGCUGACCCCCGUGGCUUACGGCUGUAAAGUGGAGUCCAUAUUCCUGAAUGUGGCGGCUGUGAACACACACCGGGACAGGCCUCAGAAUGUGGACAUCUCGAGGCCUCCGGAGGAAGCCCUCGUCACAGUUCCUGCUCACCAGUGACGGUCUUGUCUGCUGUGACCCCUGGGCAGGCGUGGAUCUCUGCACACGAGUCGUUUAUGAUGCCCUCAGUCUGUGUGAUGCUCACCAUGCAGGAACAUUGUCAAGGCCAGGCAUGGCUGGUGGCCCCCAGAGCCCCCACCAGCCUGCCUCCUUGUUGACAGCGACACAGGAGGCCGGGCGCAGACCUGCCACUCUGCGUGUGUGCAGGCUGGGCUGGCGGGCCUGCACCGGCCCUUCAGUCAUAGCCCCUAGCUGUCGUUGUUCACCAUGUGGCUUUGUGACUUGUGAAACCCUCAAAUGUGAAACAGAAAGUGCUCGCUGGGAUGUCGCUGCUGUGGCCUGGUGGCCUGGAGUGGCGCUGGUGGCCUGUGCUGGGUCUCUGCUGUCCUCUGUAUGGCCACUUCCUGUGCCGGAGGUCAUCAUGGGACCCCGAGCUGCUGCUGCUGCAGGUGGGAGAGAGGGAUGGCUCCCUGGGAGCUGCAGGGUGGCAGCCAAGGCAGAGCCUCUGGGGCAGCAUGGCCAGGCCCCUGUGUCCAUGUUGCUCACAUGUGUGGGCGCUCAUGGAAGCAGUGUGCUGGCUCCUGCGUGCUGUGAUGACAAAAACCUGCGGGAGGAGGCCACAGCUCACCCCUUUCCCUGCGCAUGUACUGGUGGCCCUGGCCGCCCCUUCCCGCCGCUCACGGAGAGACAGGGCAGUUGUAUGCGUUCCCUUCAUGGUAUCCACACCCAAGUGCUCAAGGGAGAGGCCGCCCCAUCUCCCCUUCCCGGCUGUGCACGUGGGCUUCCGGGGAGGAGGUGGCCUCCCACCUGCGGCCACCUGUGUGCACGCAGGAAUGUGUGCAGCUGGGUCAGGGGAGCUUGCUGUGGUCUGUAAGAUCUGCCCUGGGCUUUGUCCACCUCUCCCUAAGGGUUGAGGCAGCGGAGAGGGUGGGAACGGAGGCAGCCCGCAUGGAGGGAGCGUUUUCCCAGCCCCGUCACAGUUGUUCACUUGGGUGCCGUGCGCCUGGUGACAAUGGCCUUGGCAAGUCUGGCCUCUGAGUGCCUCUGGGUCCAGGCCCCGGGGCCUAUGCCCAUUUGAUAGCUGGCAACCAGACCGGCUGGCCAUUAAGGGCCUGGGCCAGAAAGUAUGUGGAUUUGAAACUAGGGGCUCUGCUCUCCCCACUGGUGGGCUGUGGUGAGGCCAGGCCCCUGGAUCCCAGGCUGGCUUUGUACACAGAGCCUGGCCCCGAGCUCUCUGCAGGUGGCACCUCCCCGAGAAGCCAGUGUCCUUGGCCCCGCCUGGCAGUCGCACCAGUGGAGGUGACAGCAGCUGUGAGGCUGCAGGUGGAGCAAAUCUGCUGCAUGGCCGGGCGGGAGCUCCCGUGGGACUCAUCUCCUGUCGGAGCCCCCUGCCCUCAGGCCAGGCCAAGGACCCACUGCUGCCUCUGGGACAUGAAAGCGGCACCUCAGCUCUGUGUCCCUCAAAGUUCUGGGACUUUGAUCACCUGGACACACUCCAUAACGGGUCCCUUCGGUCAGCAGCAGGGGGUGCCCAUGUGGGUGUCCCCUGAGGCGAGCCCACCGAGGCCCCGUGUGUGCAGAGGGAAGGCAGGCGCUGCUGGACUCCUGCGUUACCAGGGCUGGGACAGGGCAGAGGGAGGUCUGGGGUCAGGACAAGGGUGCAGCCCCCCCCCCAGCUUUGGCCCUGUGUGGCCUCUGUGUGGGCAGCGCCAGGCCUGGUGGGCUGCUGGGGUUUGGCUGUGACGAUUGAGGCACCUGAAUGACAGGCGUUCUGCUUCCCCAGAACGCACGGGUCUCAGCCGCACACCACACUGUGUCCAGCAUUCUUUGCAAU
Molecule: messenger RNA, 3311 nt
Organism: Lepus europaeus (European hare)
Lineage: Eukaryota; Metazoa; Chordata; Mammalia; Lagomorpha; Leporidae
Gene: PFKFB4
Product: 6-phosphofructo-2-kinase/fructose-2,6-biphosphatase 4
Exons: 14
Coding region: 68-1477 (469 amino acids)
Biological process (GO): fructose 2,6-bisphosphate metabolic process; fructose metabolic process
Cellular component (GO): cytosol
Molecular function (GO): ATP binding; 6-phosphofructo-2-kinase activity; fructose-2,6-bisphosphate 2-phosphatase activity
Source: RefSeq, a predicted model, not a curated record